AUGUGUCUAGUCAAGCGAACUAGGCGUAUUGUUGGUGAUGCCGAACGAUCUCAAACAACCACAUACUACUGUCCUCGAAGUCGCAACGGUCGCACCUGUAGCCUCACUCGCUACGAGGACGUCGAGAAACGUUAUCAAGAAUCGUCCAAAGUGAUAUCCCCGGAAACCUCACACCGUCGUCAGUCAACGACUAAAACAUCAAAAGACAGUAUCUGGAAAAUCAUGAGUGGUUCAUUCUCUAAAGAGAGAUCUGGAAAGUCACACGAUGAUCAGGCCCGUGACAGAAGGGACCAGCAGGCUGCGAGCCGUCAUCCUCAAGCGCAACCGCCAUCGUCGACUCAGCCUGACACCAUACAUGAUCCUUUUCGACCUUCAGGGCAAGGCGAGCACCGACGAAUCGUGAGUACACCCUUGAUCAUUGAUAGGGCACCUAGAGAAAUCGUCGAGCGGAUUCGACCUGCCACAGCACCAGCCCCAAGGCCGGCUAGGCCUCCAAGACCGAGAACUCCAGUGGAAGAGCGUCCUCGUGCGAGGCAACAUCCAGUUUCUAUAUACCAAGACGAGCCGCUGCCAGAGAGUGUCUAUAUACACCAAAACGAGCCGGUCCUAGCGAGACCAGAGCCCGUCUCUAUACACCGAGCUGUACCGGAACCAGUGAGGAUCGAAAUGACUGGUGCCCGUCGGCCAGAAAGUGACAUUGAUGAUCAUUUCUCGACCUUUGCUACAUUUCCUUCUUCUUCUUCCUCUUCCUCUUCGUCCGAAGCAGUGACCGAGUUUGAAGAAGAUGAGUCAUAUAAAAACAAGGCAGUUGGCGAGCCCUAUCGACCUCGAACUCCAGAGGAGAAAGGCACAUUACGUCGCCGACGAGACCGCGAGUACCUAAAUGCUCGACGAGAAGCUCUCCAGGCACAACGCGUUGCGGAAGAUGCAAUUCGAGAACGGAGAGAAAUCGAGAAUCUAGCCAAUGACGUACGUCAUGUCCUGGUCAACGGCCGGGCUGGCAAUGGAACUAGUGCCUUGAUACGACGUUCAACCAACCCCGUUAGAGAAGGGAGACCGGUAGUAGAAGCACUACCAGAAGGAGCAGGAGACGCCACGGAAGACAGGGGAGGCUUCCGUCGACACUCGACUGUUAUUGCGAGACGGAACUGUACUCCUCCGUCAUACGUUAUACAGGAAGAAAAUCGUCGUUUGAGGGAGGAAAGUGAGAGGGUUAUUGAGAAUGCGCGCGCUAGGCGCAACACCCAGGAUCCCCAGGACCCUGCUGACGCCUUUUUCCGAGAGAGACAUGGUGGAAGCAACUGGAGGCAAUCGUAUUACCAAUAA
This is a messenger RNA of Talaromyces marneffei, 1326 nucleotides long. RefSeq lists its product as uncharacterized. The transcript has a single exon. NCBI's taxonomy places the organism in Eukaryota, Fungi, Ascomycota, Eurotiomycetes, Eurotiales, Trichocomaceae. The coding region runs from base 1 to 1326 and encodes 441 amino acids. The record is from RefSeq and is a predicted model, not a curated record.